AUGGUUAGUGCUCAAGUGUUGGCACUGGUAUUAGCAGUGUUGGCACUGCCAGUACUAAUUGUGGCCGAACCUGAGCUAAUAAAACACAUAAUUGUUACCGAUUUUCACGUAUUUCACGACCGACUAUGGAAACCAAGCGAUCGGAGUAGAGUCGAGGCAUUGAGCGUAGCGGGCGCUCAGGGCGACCGCUGGAGACGUGUCCGGGCGGUCGUGAGUCCGGUGUUCAGGAGCCGAAAAUUGUCGAAAAUGCAUGCAUUGAUCGACAAAUUAUCGAAUCGUAUGGUAAACGCGUUGGACGUUAUGGCGAAAAAUGAGGGCCAGUUUGACGCCGUAGACACUUCUGAACGUUACGUGACGGAAGUGAUUGUAGCAUGUGGGUUUGGUACCAAAAGUAGCGCGCUCACCGACCUCGACGAUCCGUACCUCGUGAACGCCCGUACUAUAUUUUCCGCGUCUAUGUUCCGGUUCCUUUGCGCUCAAUUAAUUCCCACAUUUUUACGCCAUUUCCUUAAUAUAAAGUCAUUGACCACUGCUAAAGAAAUCGAUUAUUUUAAGAAUUUAUUGCAACACAUAUUGACGUUGAGACUAAAUUCGGGUCAAAAAUACACUGAUUUUAUGGGUUUACUCAUUAAUGCCCGAAAGGAGUGGGACGUGACAUUGACCGACAAUGAUAGCCAAACGCAUUAUUUUAUCUCAGGCGACGAGGAGCCGUCACUUAGUAGACAGUCGUCGACAGAAGCAAAAGCAGGUAAUCCGUGGCUAUCGGACGAGGAGAUCGUCGCGCAGGGAGUUAUGUUAGUCGGCGCCGGGUUUGGCACAACUGCGUCAACGCUCGCAUUCAUGGCCUAUGAGUUGGCUCUCAAUCCGUCGGUCCAACAGAAACUCUACGACGAGAUAAACGGUGCCAUCGAUUCGGACGGAGAGAUACCGUACGACGUGUUGACACGACUUCCCUAUUUGGAUGCCGUCUUAUCCGAGACCCUUAGGCUUCACACGCCUGUCCCCCAACUGGUUCGAGUAGCCGCUCGAGACUACAAAUUAGGCGACACCGGGAUCACGAUACCGAAGGGCAUGACAGUAGAAGUACCCAUUUAUGCCAUACACCGGUCGCCUAAGUACUACCCCAAUCCCGAUCAAUUUGAGCCUGAUAGAUUUUUGCAAGAAAACAAGUUCAACCUAAUUCCUUAUACAUACCUACCCUUUGGCGGUGGCCCACGACUUUGCGUUGGAAUGCGCUUUGCAUUUCUAAUGAUAAAAGUGGCCAUGGUCAUGAUUAUUAGAAAGUAUCGCCUAAGUCGUACCGGCAAUACGGAGUCGCCAUUAAUGGGUGACCAGAAAUUUUUGAGCACCAAGGAGGACAUUUGCCAGAAUUGCAAUGUGAUGGGGAGGACGUGA
Molecule: messenger RNA, 1395 nt
Organism: Oppiella nova
Lineage: Eukaryota; Metazoa; Arthropoda; Arachnida; Sarcoptiformes; Oppiidae
Source: the annotation of a GenBank genome assembly